AUGGACACAACCUCCAACGAGGCCGCCAUACGUCUACAACCCUUAGGUGGGCAUGGCACCUUCACCAUCAAAACCACCAGCGCGGCCUUUCUGGCCAUUGCGCUAUACAACGCGGUUGAGCUUCUGAUUCUCAUCCUGGGGAACUUCCAUCAUCAUCAUGGCAUCUAUUUCUGGUCGCUCCUCCUAUCGACAGCCGUGGGCGUCGUCCCCUUCUCGAUAGGGGCCAUCAUCGACCUGUACAACCUGAGCCCGUUAUGGGUGAUCCUCGUUAUGAUCGACCUCGGCUGGAUAUUUAUGGUUGGGGGGCAAAGCGUGGUGCUCUACUCCCGUUUACAUCUCGUCUCGCGCAAUGAUCGCGUUCUCCGCUACCUCCGUUAUAUAAUCAUCAUUGAUACCCUUAUCCUUGCCACACCGAUGAGCGUCAUCUACUUCACAACCGCUUACGCAAAACCGAGAGUAUGGGCUAGGGCCUUCUACAUCAUGGAAGUCAUUCAGGUCAUCUGGUUCUCCGUCCAGGAAUGUGUCAUCUCCGCCUUCUGGAUCGUGGAAACGGCGAGGCUGAUUCGCCUCCGCCCGGGACACGACAGACGGCGAAAGCGAACCAUGUACGAGAUCCUCGCGAUCAAUCUCGCUGCGAUUUUGAUGGACAUCGCUCUCUUAGUGCUACAAUUCUCGGGUUACUACUAUGUUCAGGUUCCCGUGAAGGCUACCGUGUAUAGUAUCAAGCUCAAGUUGGAAUUUGCAGUCUUGGGGAAGCUGGUCCAUCUCGCAACCGCCCAACACACGGACUCCAUGGGACUUGGAGGAUCACCAGUCAUGACUCCUGUUGACGUCGCUGCUAGUAGCUCUCCGUCAAGUGACGCUUCUAAGGUGCAUCGGUCUAUGAAAAUCCCGGGUGAAUUUUGGAAGCCAACACCAAAGCACAACGCCGCGAGCGGAGCGCCAAUGUGA
Molecule: messenger RNA, 951 nt
Organism: Aspergillus nomiae NRRL 13137
Lineage: Eukaryota; Fungi; Ascomycota; Eurotiomycetes; Eurotiales; Aspergillaceae
Exons: 1
Coding region: 1-951 (316 amino acids)
Source: RefSeq, a predicted model, not a curated record